This is a messenger RNA of Phymastichus coffea, 3541 nucleotides long. RefSeq names its product anillin-like. The coding region runs from base 291 to 3164 and encodes 957 amino acids. Lineage: Eukaryota; Metazoa; Arthropoda; Insecta; Hymenoptera; Eulophidae. The transcript is spliced from 10 exons. Gene Ontology annotation, biological process: mitotic cytokinesis; actomyosin contractile ring assembly; septin ring organization. Gene Ontology annotation, cellular component: actomyosin contractile ring. The record is from RefSeq and is a predicted model, not a curated record.
GAGAGUUAGGGCUCCUCGUGGUUCUUUCGUCCGUACUUACACUAUUUUUAAUUCGAUUUUCAGAUUUUUAAAUCUUUCGUUCAUUCGACUCUUUUUUAUGUGACUAACCCCUGCCUAAAUUUUUCAAUCUUGAAAAAAAUUUUCAUCAUGACCGUGAUUUCAAUAGUGAUUUCAAGUUGAACAAAAUGCAGUGUGGGCAGCGUUUCAAUUGAAUGUAAUAAUUAUCGAGUUUCUUAAAUAAACUUUUGUUCUCUCAGUGCGUUUAUGAUUCAAAUCGACACGUGUUUGUCAUGGAUAAAACAGACAAUAUUUUCGAGGAAGGUAACAUGUAUGUACAGCGUUUAUUAGACCGAAAUCUAUAUUCCGAUGGUUAUUCUAAGACUAUUCGCAGACGGAUGAGCGUAUUGGAAGCGCUGAAUAAAAAACCGUUUAAUCCUCCAUCAAAUCUACAUUACGACGGUAAUCCAUUCAAGAAGGAAUUUUCCCAGGUAAACAAAACUACUCUUGCCAGUACAGAAGACGACCAGUUUGAAAAGUCAUACGUGAGCACGUGGCUCGAGGAUAAUGUCGAUCUGUAUUCUCGGAAGCGCAGCUUUGAGUCGAUGGACCUUAAUGAUACCAAAGCAACGAAUCGAAGUGCUACUACGGAAUGCCGCCUCUCUAAUCAAUUUAGCCAGGAUAAUACUGACAGUGACGUCAAGUCUUUCUCAGAUUCCGCUAAUCUGAGAUCGUCGUCCAGAAACGAGCCCACACAUCCAGUUGGAGAACUCUUAGGUCCUUUGACAGCGAGUGAGUUAGCUAUGCAAACUACACUAAACGCACAGCACGAAAGGGAACUCGAGCAAUGCAACGUUAAAAUGCAGCUUCAAGGGAUAGAUGGAUACUUCUUCAAUCAUCGAGUAAUUGAAAUUUGCGAACCAACGAUCAUCCCUCAUCAUCGUAAGAGUUCUACCUCCACCAUAGUUCAAGCUGAUGAAGCUGAACUUACUUAUGUGAAAACAAGUAAAAACGAGAACAACCGGAAAAGCCAAGAGUUGGAGAGUGACGUCACACCGACAGAUAAUUCCGAAUUAUUCAAAGAACUCGAUUGCGAGAUGAACAAAUUAGAUAUUAAUGAUUUAUCAGAUGGAAUGUCUUCUCCAAUGAAUAUCACAUUUGGAAACAAAGUUGUCAGCAAGAAGAGAUCCGAAGAUACCAUCGAUAAAAAGGAUAAUUCUUGCAAACGUGAUAAUUCCAAACUUACAACAGGCAAUUGCAAUAAAAGCUUAAAAAAUGCAACGUUCACAUAUGAUGUUGCAAAUGACAGUCAAAACCCAGAGCAAAGUGUUUCUAAAAAUACCUCAUUCAUCAAACGCCAUACAAGCUUCCUGUUCAAGAACUUGCGCACUCCGAAAUUGAGACGGCGCAAGUCUAACAUUGAAUCAAAGAGAGUGAGAACAAACAAUGCUGAUAGUAGCAAUUUGCCACAAACGAAUACCAGCACUUUAGUUCGACACAACACAGCGGAUAGCUCCAACGCUGAAAAAUCUAAUGCUCGGUUUCUACAGCAAGUUCGACAGGUGGAAGCUAAUGCAUCACCUGACGUAGAUGACAGUAUGAUAUCUGAGAUGGAGGGCUUUUUGGAAGUAGCACUUGGGAAUGAGCAAUAUAAUUCAACGAUGGUAUAUUCGACUCACGAUUCGGCAGAUCUAAACCGCACAAUUUUGAGCGACGAUGGUGUUUAUUCCAAUAAAAAGAAAAAACGAAGAGUGAUUGCACCAAAGAGCGAGCCGUUGAAACGCUCGGGAACAUUGAAUAGGACUUUGUCUAUGUACAGAUCUUUGACGCAAAUGAUAAGUGAUAAAUUUCGGAGAUAUGAUCGCAACGACACCAAAUCAGACUUAUCUACGUUCUUUCAACAAAAUACGAAUUCUGAUGUGUUAUCUACACUUUCUCAAAAAAAAACGGCACCCGAAGAUUGGAGUCCUGAAUUGAGAGAAAUAAUCGAGAAACUCCAGGAAAAAGUUGCUGUUCAAGAUACGCUGAUCUACCAGGCGAGCAAGGCCUUACAACUUUGCAGCUCGAUGCGAGAAUUCACUGACAGUCCUGAACGCGUGGAGUACGAGCGUCUUUUACUCCUGGCGAGCUUGACGAGAAAAGCGAUUUCGAGAGAAAUCGAUCGUUUGAGUAGCCAACAAGUCUACAACAACAACGAAGAAUGCAGUUACAACGAACGUGGUGAGGUGACGCUAAAAGAUAUUCGCCUGCAAUUGCGCGAAGACAUGUUACGUCGCGAACGACAAAACGGUGACGUUGUGGAAUGGUUCGUGGUAGUGGUUAUUCAUGGAAUGACAGUUUGGGCAACUCGCGCGAUUGCCUGUCCUAUUUCCAGUCCGCAAAUUUACUUCCCUGGCCAACACAUUAUUUCUGGUUUGACCCCAGAUUUCCGUCUGUCGAUCAAAGUUUAUAGCAUGAAACUACAACAACUACAGCUAUUUAACCACGACGACAAGUACCACAUUACGCGCAAUUUCACGUUCAGCAGUAGUAACACGAUAAAAACGCCGAAGCCGCAUAGAAGGAAAUCUUUCUCGCCGAAGCAAUACAAAGUCAAGUUCACCGGUAUUAAGGAAACGUCGUUCACAUUUUGCGGUGCUGUUGACUUAACAUUAUACGAUCUGAAACUCGUAUCGCCGUGGCCUUUGAAUUCGCUAUCAUCGAACUCCGUGCUACACGGCACCGUAGACCUCAAUUUAUCGUGCAAGCUUGAACUGUCGAUGUUCCACGGUGGUUUCGUGACGCAUUGCGAGGAGUCUGGCGACUUGGCUUGGAGCAGACGUUGGUGCUUACUGGAAGGUCACACUCUCUUGUUUUGGAAUUACCCACGCGAGCAAGAGUACAAUCCACCAAUGUAUAUCAUCGAUUUAGUUGAUUGCAUCUCAAGCAGUAUCGGUCUCAUCGACAGAAAGCUGUGUCCGAGACCCAAGACACUUUUACUUGAGACAAGGAGUAAGGCCAAACACAAUGAUCUUUUUAUCAUCGAUGGAAGAUCAACAGCGCCGAUUCACAGGCAUCUGCUAUCGUACGACAGUCAUGAAGAAUUAUCUGAAUGGCGCUUGAAGCUUAACCGCGUGGUUACUGCACUUACCGAGUGGAAUAUCAUUCACCCGGAGCCUGUUUCGUAAUUUUUUAAUGCAUAUUUAAUUUAUACAAUUUUUAAUUAAUAGGGAUUUAUAACAAUUUUAAGUGGAACUUCUUAAUUUUAUGAAAUUAAAAUGUAUACUCGCACUAUAGUUUGAUGAUAAUCGAAUCACUUUAUUUUACUACGUACGCGACUUUGUGCAUUGAAACUGAACAAAUGUUGCUUUCGAGGCAACGCAAAUGAAUUAUGUGCACCAGAAAAAAGAAAAGAUCUUUUUACUGUACGUAGAUGCUGAAUGACAGUGACAAUAAACUUUUACGUUUAAUACGAGUCGAAUGAUUAUUAUUUGUAUCAUACUGAUUGGAAAAAAUGAAAACGCAAGUUUGCAUUUGUUUCGAAGAAACUGAACGUUCCAUUCGC